AUGGAGGAGAAAGAGAUCUUGGACACCUUCCGAAAGGUGGAAGUAAACAUCCCUUUACUUGAUGCAAUCAAACAAACUCCAAGAUAUGCAAAGUUCCUGAAGGAGCUUUGCACCAACAAGAGAAAGUUGAAAGGGAAUGAGAAAAUCUCGAUGAACGAAAAUGCAUCCGCGGUUUUACAAAGGAAACUUCCACCCAAAUGCAAAGAUCCCGGAAUGUUCAUGGUUCCUUGCAAGAUUGGAGAUGUCACUUUUAGUAGUGCUAUGCUUGAUCUUGGUGCCUCUAUCAAUGUCAUGCCCUAUUCGGUGUAUGAAUCAUUAAAUGUCGGACCCUUAAGUGAAACUGGUGUCAUAAUAUCUCUUGCGGAUAAAUCAAGUGUCUUUCCUAGAGGUGUUUUGGAAGAUGUCCUAGUACAAACGACUAGAACAAAGAUUGAUGUGUAUGCGGCAAGCUUAACCAUGGAAUUUGAUGGUGAAACAGAAUUGUUCGAGUUGUGUGAUGAUGACAUGUUAGAGAUGGUUUUGAUCAAGGGGUUUGAUUGUGCAAAAUUAGCCAAGAAAUUGAAGUUCUAUUCGCUAGACCCCGAAAUUGAAAGAUUAGUCAACAUUUUGGAGAUCAAGAAGACCACCCAAUUUAGUGUGAAGUAA
Molecule: messenger RNA, 645 nt
Organism: Lactuca sativa (garden lettuce)
Lineage: Eukaryota; Viridiplantae; Streptophyta; Magnoliopsida; Asterales; Asteraceae
Source: RefSeq, a predicted model, not a curated record